AAUUCUAAUGCCAUCAUAAUUCAAAAUGGCUGACGCUGUCAGAAAAUCAAUUUAUGUGGGAUUAUCUUUUGAAAUUCCACGUGGAAAAUUAUUGCUAUAACUGUAACAUAGUUUCCAUAAGGUACAGAAAUAGCACCCAACACAGCUGCAUGAGGAUGGAGUAAAAUGCACCAUAAAUAAUGUCUUCGAGUGAUUUCUCAGAGCCUGUUCAUUUUUCAAAAGAUGAAAAUGGAAUGCUGGAGACUGAAACGAUCCCUGAAGAGAACGGAGUUACCAAAGGUGAAACAAAACACUUGAACAGUGAGACGACAACUAAAGCAACAAUGGAAUCUGAACCAGUGCAAGAAAGUGAUAACCUUUUGAUAAGUGACACAAUUCAGGUGUCAACGCCAUGUGAUUUAGAAUAUUCUGAACACGAUUCCGGCAAUUAUGAAAUGGAUCAAAACGUUGCUAAUGGGGACUCAGUUGUUACCACAAACACAGAGAGCAUUGACAUUGAUCAUGAAAUAGCAAAUACUUAUUCAGAAAAUGCUUGUGAGACCAGUGGAGACCAACAAGUUGAUGUUUCCUCCCAUGCUAGUUCCCAGCAACAUCAGUUGGACGUUAUCUACACGGAGGAACAACCGAAGACAGAUAUGACAUUUGUACCAUCGGGUUUACAAGAGCCACACAUUUAUCAUCAUACACAUGAUCCAACACCAUAUAACCACGAUACGGACCAUAGCCAGACCCAAACACAUCCGCAGGUCGGAGUGUUUGUCGGAACGAUGGGACCAAACGGUAACCAGCCUGACGCAGACCAGAUUGCGAGUCCAGACCACUCCCACCCCCUUCCCGCCACACAGGGUCCCCACCCUGGGGUUCACUCCCACGCACAUUACUGCCCCAACCAGGUCCCCUCUGAAACAGGCACAGGCACUCCUAGUCCCAACCCUGCCCCACCCCUGGGGAAUGGAUCCCACACCCAGGGACAUCAGCAUGUGGUACAUGUGCACGUGGUUCCCGGGGAAACCUUCACUGUCAAGGUCAAUGACCAGUUGCAGCAUAUUCGCGGCCCUGCGGUGGUGAGGAUGCUGUCGAACAAUGGGCCGCCAUUCCCGAUGCGUAUGCAGGUCCCCCCAGGUCAUGUUGUUCAGCAGAUCGUUGACGAGAACGGCAUACUCACGCACGUGUUCCUCUCACCACAGCACCCAGGCAUGAUGGGAAACCAGAUGCCAGGCGGUCCAAACAGUCCCUACUACCCGCCGUACAGUGGCCCCUAUUCCAACCACCCGGCCCCAUACCCCACACACCCUCAUGCCCACCCAGGCGGUCCCCCACACAGGGUCUCCACCCCACACAUGCCCCACCGGACACCCCCAGCAGCUGCCACGUGCGACAAUCACAACCCCGCACAUACACAAGGUAACAGUCCACCCCUGCCCAACAUGGAUGAGCGGACACAAAAGAAGCACCUCGAUCUUCGACGGAAGAUUCGAAACCGCGCCGACUACAAUCGGGGGCAACCACAACGAUCUCGCAGAAAUAGAGAAAAUGGCAUGGAUAUGGACAGGGCAGUCAGCAUUACCAAUUCAGAGACCCAGACCCAGGUUGGGGAACAAAACGAGGAGUAUGGACGUGCACUGCAAGCGGAGCUGUCAAAAAUGCCCACACCUAAGGUGUCGGACAUAGAGCCUCGAAGCGCCUUCAUCAAAUAUUACCCGCCGGACUUCGAUACCAAGGAAUUUGAUGUGAACCCCAGCAAGUUCCUCUACGACCUCAUGCUGUGUGAGAAGGGAAGAGACGGGAAGUACACCUGCGUCUAUCAAGGGGAUGCUUCAGAAAUUGCAUUAAAGGAUCUUAAACCAGCGACAGAGUAUCAUUUGAAAGUGUGUGCAGUGCUAGGGGACUACAGGGGCUCACCCACUGAAGCCAUCAGUUUUAUGACCAAGACCUGUGAGCCUGAUCCUCCACAGCCGCCAAAAUUCGACAAAAAAUCAAAAAGUUCAAUCAGCCUCAAAUGGAAUGCACCUUGUGAUAAUGGAUCCAAGAUCAAUAACUACGUCCUGGAAUAUGAGGGCGGGGAGACGGAGGGAAACUUUAUUGAGGUUUACCGAGGGCCGCAGAAGCAGUACCGUGUCUCACGAUUGGUGGCCGCCACAAAGUACACAUUCAGAUUAUCAGCAGUGAACGCCAUUGGGCAAAGUGAUUACAGCGAGCACGUGGCGUACUACACAAGUGGUUCCUGCCCCUCCCAGCCUGACCCCCCUGUGCUAUCAGAGCGCCAUGUCACAGAGCUCGUACUGGCAUGGGCACGACGUGCGAGUGACGAUGAGUAUUCACUGCACAUGGAUGACGAGAUAUCGGGUCAUGGUUUUAUUCCAAUCUACAAUGGGACUUCAACAUCUCAUAGAAUCACAAAACUGUAUCGAAAUAAAGACUAUAAAUUUAAGUUGGCUGCCGUUAAUGAGGAAGGCACCAGCAAGUGGAGUGACAUCGUAGCAUUCCGGACGUUGUCUGAUAAACCAGCGGCCCCUGGGAAACCACAACUGAAAGGCAGAAUAGAAACACACAAGUUUAAAAUAACUUGGGAUCCACCAAAAGACGAUGGAGGGUCACCUGUGACUAACUAUAUUGUACAAGUCAAUGAUGGAAAAGGUCAUGAGAGGAGGUUUGACAGGAUGGACCGGGAGUGUUCGUGUGAUGACCUCAUUCCUGGACAGACUUACUACGUCAGUGUAGCCGCAUGUAAUGAGUCUGGUACCAGCGAUUUCUCUGAUGUGUGUACAGCCACCACCCAAUGUGUUACACCAGGCCAGUGUUCUGUUCCCAAACUGCAGGGCAAACCAAAGGCCACCUCCCUGCAUCUCAGAUGGGCGUACCCAGAUUACAAUGGUGGUUCCCAAGUGUCUGAGUUCGCGGUCCAGAUGAUCCUACCGGACAACACAAGCCGCGAGGUGUACAAGGGUCGGGACCUGGAUUGCAUUGUGGCCGGCCUGUCACCCGGGCGACCAUACCUUUUCCAAGUGAUGGCAUUAAACAGAGCAGGGGGUGGCCCCUGGUCCGAGCCCCUGGAGAUUGUGAGUGGCCCUGGCGUGCCAGACCCUCCCAAGCAGCCACUGUGCCAGGCACGGUCAGCACACAGCGUGUACAUCACGUGGGAGGGGCCGGUCAAUAACGGGGCUACCAUCACAGAAUACAGGCUGGAGUGGCAGCUGAAGCCUGACACUGACUUUGCACAGCUUUUCACUGGAUCAGCGACAAACUUUGAGGUGAAAGGCCUUAGUCCAGCCACAUCAUAUUCAUUUAGGGUCCAGGCUAUUAAUAGUGCAGGGCCAGGGCUGUACAGCCCCAUAGCAACGUGUCAUACCCCUCCCAGUAGCCCCUCUGGCGUGGUGUCGAUUCGGGCACAAACCACGGCAACCAGCGUCAUCCUGAUAUGGAAGGAGCCCCAUGACAAUGGCAGUGAGAUAUACGCGUACAACAUAGACUUGGGUAAUGAUAAACCCCUUGUCAAUGUCGGUGCUGUCACGGAAUACACUGUGGAGGAUCUGACACCAGAAACAGCUUACAAGGUCCGUGUCCAAGCGGUGAACGAGGUAGGUGUCGGCACGUUCAGCUCGGCGGUCAAGUUCACGACUCGAGCCCUGCCUCCCCGGCCACCAAGACUCGAGUGCUGUGGCUCCUCCCACAAUAGUCUGAAGCUGAAAUGGGGUGAUGGACGCAAUGUUGAUCUCAUCACAUUCACACUGGAGAUGGACAAGGAAGAUGGAAAUUUUGUUGAGGUCUACAAAGGACAGGGUUACAACUGCAAGGUGAAUCGUUUGUCUGAAAUGAGCAGUUACGACUUCCGGAUAUUUGCCAGUAAUGAAGCGGGCAGUGGACCAUACAGUGAAACAUUCACAUUCACCACAAUAAGGGCUCCACCUCCUGCAUUGAAAGCCCCUAAGAUUCUGGACAUCAGUCUGACAGGUUGCAAAGUGGAGUGGUCUGCCUGUAAAACCAUGGGAGAGGAUGCCAUUGUGUACAAUCUGCAGUUGCAAAACAAAGACCAUGAAUAUAAACAGAUAUACAAAGGCUCUGACUCAAGUUACUCAAUAGACUUCUUACAAAGCAAAUCAGAGUACCAUGUCCGCGUUUGCGCGAUAAGGCAGUGUGAGGACACUGAAGAGAUUGCGGGGCCAUUCAGUCCUGGAACUACUUUCAGUACUCUGAGCCCGGAGCCCGUAAAACCGGAUCUGUCUCAGUCUGAGGAGACCAAGGUUGCUGCGCCCAAACAAUUAACUGAUCAACAGCUUGCCGCAUUGUUUGUGUUCGGAUUUUUCAUUGUGGCAGUGUUAAUUGCUUUCAUCAUGUCACAGUUCUUUCCUGGUGGCAAUGGGCUUAGGGACGAGGUCUGAUUAUUGAGUCUCCUUGCUUCACAUAGCUCGGUGUUAUGACAUCAUGACCUAAUAUGGAUAUAUUGGGUGCUGGAGAACUUGCUAAGAGAAAGCCGCCCCCGCUUUAACUGUGUUCCGAGGAUUUGGGGCAAAUAGGAGCCAAUGCUUUAGCAGUUGCUAGCAGUUGCGCUGGCAUCUCAUUUCAUUUUAUAAUUGUUAAAAUAUCUGCGUGAUCUACAUUGUGAUUUCUAUGAAAACAUAAAAUUAUAACCAUUAUUUUCUUACUUUUAUCUGAUAUGCUCUUAUCUGAUCUGUUGUUUGUGAAUGAACAUGAAAUGUAGUCUUGUGCUGGCACUGACUAUACGUUAGUUCAUUGAGUAGUUAGAUAUGACCCGCACUCUUGGAAAAGCCACAUUAAUCCAGGUGCGUAAAAUGUUGUCCAAUUAUAGCCUGUGCAGUCCAUAUAGGCUUAUCAGGAUCGACAAUUUCUGCCUAGACAGAAUUUUCUUGUAGGAAAGACUUAUUUUCAACCAAAAAAAUUCAUAAAGGCGGAAAGCGUCAUCCCUGAUUAGCCUGUGCGGCUUGUAAGUCUUAUAUGGGGCUAUAUUUCAAUCACAUACAUAAAGCUCGUUUUUCUUUCAGAGAGCGGUUCAUAUAUUGUUGCUUAGUGGAUCAUCAGUUUUAUGUAAAUACUUAUUAUUGUUAAGUUGGGAAUUUGUACAUUGUUCUUUGUGGGAGUUUUUGAAUAACUAAUGCCAGUAUAUUUAUACCAUUCUCAUAUUACAAUUUAUGCCACUCUUAACAAGCUCCACCUUUAAAAUUGUAAAAUUGUAUCACUAUGUUCAAAUUGAUACCAUAAACUCUGAAAUGUUUGAAGGUGGAAAAAUAUGUUUCUCAAAAAAAUGAUUUUUUGUAACACGACUUUUGAGCUCACCUGAGCACGUAUUUAGCUCAUGGUGAGCUUUUGCGAUCGCUAUUUGUCCGUAAUGCAGCGUGCUGCAUCAACGUUUGACUUGUAAGCACACUAGAUACCACAUCUGUUGUCUGAUCUUCAUGAAACUUGAUCAGAAGAUUUUUCCCAAUAUCUUGGACGUGUUUGAAAAUGGUUCCACUUAGGUAAAAACAUUUCUGGGGGUGGAGCUUUUAUUUUUAUAUGUCUAUAGUAAAGCCUUGUUGACACUCUAGAGCCCACAUUUAUUUUCCUAUCUUUAUGAAAUUCUUUUAGGAAUUUGUGCCAAGGAUAUCCUGCGUGAGUUCGAAAAUGGUUUUGUUUUUUGAGAAAAUGGCCGCGAGGGGUUUGCAGCAUUUUCCUUUUUUUGGCUAUAGUCAAACCUUGUUAAUACUCUAAAAGUCACAUUUAUUGAACUUGGUCAGAACAUUUUUUGUAAUGAUAUUUUGGAUUAUUUCAAAGAUGGCUCACGUCUGUUGAAAAGCAUGGCCGCCAAGGGGCUGGUCGUUUUUCUUUAUAUGGCUAAAGCAAAACCUUGUUAAAACUCUAAAAUUCAUAUUAAUAGUUCAAUCUUCAUGAAAUUCGUCAGAUCAUUUGUACAUUUGAUAACUUGGGCUGCAAAGAACAGGUCGGUGACUGUGUAUCUCAGGUGAGCAAUUUUGGGCCUUUCAGGCCCUCUUGUUUAGAAUCUAUCCUUUUGAACAGAUGUGCUGUAUUUUGUUUUAAAGCUUCAUUUGAUUUUUGUUAUAAUUGAAUAGGUCCGUUUACCAUGUGACAAUAUUUUCUUUAAAACAUCGAACAAUAAAUCUUUCAAUAAUUAUGUGCUUUGCCAAGCUUUAAACAUGAGUACCCCCAGUGAUAUCUCUAAUACAAAGCAAACUUUAUAUAGUGUAAUAUUUUACCCCCUCUGUUAACACCCUGCAGUUGUCUGCCCUCUUUAAAUAUAAAAAAAAUGAGUUAUUGUAUUCUUUAAAAAAAACUGUUUUGUUCCAUAAGACAUUAUUGUUAAUGUUUUAUCACUUUUAGCAAUUUUUAGCUAGGUGUUUUCGGAGAAAACCCGAGGUAUUGUCAUAGCCAGCUCGUCGUCCGGCGUCUGCUGUCUGACGUCCGCCGUCCGCGUCGUGCUUAAACCUUAACAUUGGCUCUAAAAUCAUAGUACUUCCACCUACAACUUUGAAACUUCAUAUGUAGAUGCACCUUGAUGAGUUCUACAUGCCACACCCAUUUUGGGGUCACUAGGUCAAAGGUCAAGGUCACUGUGACCUCUAAACAAAAAUAAAAAAAUUCUGACAAGCUUUCAUUUAUUCAAAACUGCACCCGUAGCCGAGCACACCCGUUAUGUGGUGCUUUUGUUAGUUUUCAUUAUAAUGUGGUGCUAACAUAAAAAUGAAUCACAAUAUUUGCAAUUCAUACUUUAUUUUCUUGCAUUCAACUUUCUAGAGCUCUGCUUAAUUGGAGUUAAGUGAAAUAAUUGGCUCCGCACUAACAGGGUCUGUAGUGAUAUUUCUUCUCAUCUUUGUCACUAUUCUUUAUUCUCUCCUGUAUUUCAUAUCAUUCAUCUUACCUUGCUUGUUUAUUUUACCCGUGUACAGUGAAUGCAUCAUACUCAUAUUAAAUGGCUCAUCUAUGAGUCAUUACUUUAUAUGUGAAAGACAAACCACCAUAGAAACAACGUUUUUAUAAAGAAAUAGAUUAUCUGCAUGUACAAAACAAUUUGCUAUUUAUACUUAUAGCGAUCCUCAUGUUGUUAACAUUUUGGAGGGGCCAUAUUAUUUUCUUGCAUUAUACUUGCCAAUGUCCAUCAAAUUUGAUGACAUAUUUAAAAAAGAAAUUCAUAUCUGAACAAACAAAAACACAACUGACUUAGAAAUAUAAUGGAAAAAUUGACUAGGUAAUGUUUAUGUAGUCUUUACAAUAUAAUGCUUACCGUAAUGACAUAAUUAUACAUGACUUAAAAUGUGCAAUAUUGAUAUUUUUUUUUGUUUUUUCUUGGCAUUACUUAUUUUCUGUCAAAGGAGAAAGCUCUUCUACUUAUUUUUUUCUCUAUUUAAUGCAUCCCUUUGAUUUAUUUGAAGAAAAAAAAAUCGCUGACAUUAAACUGGUAAUUCAUUUGAUUUAAUUGUGAUAAAUGACUGUGAAGAUUUAAUUGUAAAUAACGUCUUGACAUUAUUAUACCUGUUAUAUGUCUGAAUAAUUCUGUUGCGUUAUUUCGCUGAAAUAAUGUUGCAACGCAAGUGACAUCACACAAUGUAAAGAACUUAAUGAACAAAAUAAAAAUUAUAAUGCAGAAGUUGAUUACGAAUACAAAACGCAUGGGAUGUCCCAGAUGGGCACAGCUUAAAGAACAUCAUUGUAAUUAUGCUUUCAGCAGAUAGUCAUGGUUUUUCGUUACUGCUGAUAAAAUUGGAUAUGGCUUAAUGUGACAUUGUUGUUUUUGUUAGAAAUUAUUGUUUAACUGCUGAUGGUGCACUGGUUUGUUUUUCAUGUGUCAGAUACAAGCACAAUCAAUGUACACUCUGUUAUUGAUAUUUAAUGAGUGUAAGAAAAGAAAGGUUUGUUGAUCUCGAUAAAUAAAUUACACAUGUAGCGUAAACAAUUGCAAUGUCUUAUAACGUUUUUCAAGUAACUCAAAUCCAGCACAAAAUUUUAAAAUAAUCAUCAAAGAAUGGCAGUGAGAUUUAUUCUUCUUGCAUGACUAAUCUGUUUAAUACCAUUUAACCUCUUUAUGCACACAACACAAGACCUUAAAUUACAAAAGGCAGCAUUUAUUCUAUCAAGUACUGUUUCCCAGUUUCGGGACAUACAAAAUAUGUGCAAUGAAAAUAUCAUAAGCAAAUGUUGUACUUACCAAAACUGGUGUAUGUAUUGUUUGAAACCCAAUUGAAAGUUCAUAUUUUAUAUGAAAUUAGUUUAACAAGAUAUCAGCAUUUUCCGCAUUUUUUAUGAAAUCUGCUUUCAAAGCCUUGAAAUAUUUGAAAAAACAUAAAAAAACAUAACAAAAUAUAUUUAAAGACUGUUGGGCCAUCCAAAAACUCUAAAACUGUCCGCCAGUAGGGUUCACCUUGCUUUAGAAUACCUUCAUGUUAUGGCAUUUAUAUAUCUCUUAACAUACCUUAUAAUUUGUGUUUAAGCUUGUUAAAUUUACAUUUAAAUAUAUGUUAACAUAUUAUUUAAGAUUUAUUGUAUAAACGCUUGACCAAAUUUUAGCAAUUUAACUUUUUAAUAUUAAAAUGAAAACUUAUCGCAAUGCAUGAAGUUUUUAUUGCCAUUUAAGCUAUGAUCAAAGUAUCAUACAACUUUAUCUCUGAUUUACAGUGCUUUAUUAUUGGUCUGCAUACUUACAUGGGUUUUUAAUUUUGCUUGUAGAACACAGCAGUAGGACCUUAUACAUUGUGUUUGUUGAACAUGCUAAUUGAAGGUUGUGAUUAUAUUGGUGUGGAUAACCAAAAAUGCAUUAUUGUUAUGCUGCAUGUUAUAAAUUGAUAUUGCAACAAAUAUUAUUGUAUGAGAUAGCAGAAACAUCUAUAUUUAGGAUAGUGUUGUUAAGUUUCAAAGAAACUAUGAUAAUACUUGAAAUUAAGCAAAUUCUUUAAGUUAAAGUUUUUUUAUGAAUAUUUUCAAAUGCUUUUAGGAUGUUAAAUUUGUGAAAAAAUGUAUAUUAUUUUAUAUAAAGCCAGCAUGUGCUUUAUGUUUGUGCACUAUACAGUUCAUUUUACUUGUACUAUAAACGGAUACAAAUAAUGUAUAGUUAUAAUAUUGUCGUUUCAUUGCAUGGUCACAGAUUAAUACUGCUUUUGAUGUUCUCAUCAAUUAUCAUUGUGGACUGUCUAUUCAGUUUUUGUUUUUAUUUGGGGUAAAUCUAUUUUACAAUAUAUGUUUCGCUUUUUAAUGUGUAUAUUUCUUAGUAGCAUGUUUAAGGACCAUUAAUGUAUUAUUUGUUAUAUAUCUAUGACUGUUGUAAUACUGUUAUAUGUAAUAUUUAUUUUAAAUAAUAGAUUUUAUAUUCACUGAUGUGUAUGUUCUCCACUUACAAAUGCCAAUACCAGUUUUGAGAAUUUGUAAUUAAUGCGCAGGUUAUUGCCAUAAAAAGCAGUUUUAGAAACUUUUUUUCCAACUUAACCUUUUCAAAAAGUCUGGUGAUGUUAUACUUGUCUGCGCAUAUUACGCUUAAAAUGUUAUUGUAUACACCAGACAUGUUCAAUAUAUUUGUCAUAAUAUUAAGUUAUUUAAUGUUAAAAGUUAACGUUAAUAGUUAAUAGUUAAUGAAAAUAUUCUAGUUCAACAGCCAUGUUUUAAUUGGAGGAGUGAUUAAUGAAAUCUAAUUAUUUUUAGUAAAUUUAUUUUGUCCAAGUUUCCAGUUUUAAGUUCGAGUAAAACUGCACCGUGCAAGCGGUAUGUAUCAUACACAAAACUUUCAGUCGUUGUAUAUGUUGUAUUCAAUAUUUUACAAGUGGUUUAACUGUAUAUUUUAUCGUGUAUGUGUAUGUGCUUGCUUAUUAAUUGUCUUUGGUACAAAUGAAUAUAUAUAUAUUAUUGGACAAAUGCUAGUCAAUCAUCAUGAUAAUAAAUAAUAUCAAACCAUUAA
Molecule: messenger RNA, 9892 nt
Organism: Dreissena polymorpha
Lineage: Eukaryota; Metazoa; Mollusca; Bivalvia; Myida; Dreissenidae
Product: fibronectin type-III domain-containing protein 3A-like
Exons: 23
Coding region: 180-4379 (1399 amino acids)
Molecular function (GO): protein binding
Source: RefSeq, a predicted model, not a curated record